AAUUAAACAUAAUGUAAUUAAUGAUAUGAGAAAUGAUUUCAGUCAGUUACUAAUAACGGAGAAGAGAGUUACAACGAAUGAAGGAGAACAAAAUAUUGUUGCAUAAAAAUGGGUAAAGGAAAGUUAUAUCAAACUUUAACUGCCGUGGCAAGUGCCUUUGGUUCACUUAUCAUGGGUAUGCUAUACGUUUGGCCUUCUUAUACUGUUUCAUUAUUCAAGUCGGAGAACACGACUAUUUUAUCAGAACCUAUGUCAUCGACGGAAGUAUCUCUAUUAGGCAGUUUGCCUUCAUUAGGUGCAAUGCUGGGCACUGCAUUAGCAGGACCACUUAUUGAAACUUUUGGAAGAAAACUUGGUGGUUUAGCGAUCACAUUACCCUAUGUUCUGGCAUGGGCUAUAAUAGCAGUAUCAAAAUCCAGCACCCCAAUUCUAGCAGCACGUUUCAUCAGUGGUAUAUCGGGAGGUGGAAAUUUGGUGUAUGCCCCUAUUUUUAUAUCAGAGGUCGCUGAAGAUUCUAUUCGAGGAAGUUUAGCGUCAGCCACCAUAGCGUUCUACGGCAUCGGAGCAUUGACGUCGUAUCUGCUUGGUUGGUUCUUUACUUACAACAAUAUCAUUUGGCUCAACCUUGUGGUCAGUGUUAUUGGAUGUGGUUUGCUAUUGAUCGUUGCUGAGAGUCCAGUUUACUUACUGAAGAAGAAUAGAGAGGAGGAUGCUCGGAUAUCACUUGCUAUUUAUCGUGGUGCACCAGCUAAAUCUAUGCUCAUAGAAGAAGAGCUGUCAAGGCUAAAACACCAAAUAUGCCCUGUUUAUGAGAUGGUGUCUAUCACUGAGAAAUCAGAAGAAACUGAAAAAGAAAAAUUAGAUGCCGAGAAUUUAAAUUUUGGACCUCCACAACGAAAAUCUGGAUUCAAAACGUUAAUGACAUCGCCAACGUCACGUCGAGCAUUCUUGGUUGUAUCCACAGUGAUUACGAUGCAGGUGUUAAUGGGUAUAGUACCAGUACAAGUAUACGCAAAGCACGUAUUCACGCAUGCCGACCCCGGUAAAGCUGACUUGUACUCGGUGAUCUUCGCCGUUGUCCUCGUGGCCGGUAGCUUCGUCACCGGUGCUAUAGCCGAUAAAGCUGGUAGACGGAUUUUGAUUAUCACAUCGUCAGCAAUGGUGUGCAUUUGCAUGUCAAGCUUAGGGUUUUUGCUGCAAACACGGCUAGCACCUUCAUGGGUGACAGUUGCAAUGAUUUUCGUGUAUUGCUUCUGCUUUAUGUUUGGAGCAGGGUCUAUACCCUAUGUACUGCUAGCGGAAGUAUUCAGUUCUGAGGUACAAGCAGUCGCAUCUUCCAUCAUAAUCGAGUGGGUAUGGUUCUUGAACUUCGUUGUGCUAGCAGCUUUCACAUGGCUGAACGAAAUCAUCGGCAUCCAUGGAAUCUUCUAUAUUUUCGCAUUCAACGCCUGCAUCAACGCUUUUCUAAGCUUCUUCUUUUUACCAGAGACGAAGGGGUUGUCCAACAUGCAGAUACAGGAAAUAUUUUCUAGGAACAGGCGGAAAUAGAAAUUUCAUUAUAAGUUGUAGCAAUAAUUUAUAAUUUCUGAAAUAAAGAUAU
This is a messenger RNA of Diatraea saccharalis (sugarcane borer), 1600 nucleotides long. Lineage: Eukaryota; Metazoa; Arthropoda; Insecta; Lepidoptera; Crambidae. The record is from the annotation of a GenBank genome assembly.